This is a messenger RNA of Wasmannia auropunctata (little fire ant), 1134 nucleotides long. RefSeq lists its product as uncharacterized. Bases 1 to 1134 code for a protein of 377 amino acids. The record is from RefSeq and is a predicted model, not a curated record. NCBI's taxonomy places the organism in Eukaryota, Metazoa, Arthropoda, Insecta, Hymenoptera, Formicidae. The transcript is spliced from 3 exons.
AUGGAAUCGCGCGAACGUUGCGCUCGCUGUCGCGCUAAAUCGAUCGUCUGUAAGUGCGACGACCCCGGCGAGCGUUGCCGAUCCGAGCUGCACGCCUUGGAGAAGCGGACGACCUUCUCUCCGAGCGGACACGCGCCCCAAUGUACCAAGUUCCUCGGGAUCGCCGAGGAAGACGAGCGGAGACAUGAGAUCGCCGCCUGCGUUGACAAGUUCGCCCUGGCGAAAAGGCUGCACGCGGAGAACCUGCAGCACCAGCCGCUUCCGGAUCGGGUGGACGACUCCGUCUUCAGGAGGGGGUGCCGCGUCUGUUCGGCCGGCUGCGAACGGGAGGCGGUGAAGUGGCGGCAGGGUCGCGCGAGCCCCGGCGCGAGGGUGGAGAAUGGGCUGUUCGGGCCCGCGCUCGGCUGCAAGAAGCCGGAGACGCGGAUGGACCUGGCGAUCUGCUGGGAGACGCCGUUGGACCCGGUGUACGAGCCGCGCCGGCCGACGCACAUCGACGGCUCCGAGGGCGGCACGGCCCCGGCGAUCUUCGCCAUGAUCCAGCACACGCCGGUGCCGAAGAAUCGCGAGCUGCUGUCGCGCGGCGAGGGACGGGACAAGUGCGGCUGUUGCGCGCGGCAGGACGAGGCGGAGAAGGACACGGGCGGGAAUCGAUGCUGCUGCGAACAUUCCUGCAACGAACUUCGUGGCGAGCGGCGACGCGAGAAGCCGUCGAGGUCGAACUCCGUGCCGCGCAUCACCGAGCGCAGGUGCGCGGCCUGCCGGGGCGGCAAAACGGAGGCGGAAACUGAGUUCGAGCGACGGAGGAGGGACCCGCGGUUGAUCCGGUCCGCGGUGGGUCUCGCGCUCGGUAUCGAGGAGAAGCGCCGGCCGACGACGAUGACGACGACGACGAUAACGAGGAUCGGCGAGGGCGACGCGGCGCGCCGGAACGGCCUGCCGCCGGCGAAGAUGACGGUGCCGCGGCCGAGGACGCCGUUCGCGCGGCGCGCCUACUGCAUCGACAGCCUGGCGCCGCCGUUCAGCGUGGUGAGCGGCUGCCGGGACGCCGACUACCCCGAGCACUGGCGGCUCAUGUCCGUGUACCAGCAGUCGUACAGGAACCCGCAGAAACGGAGGCCUCGCCGCUUCUGA